Emiliania huxleyi CCMP1516 is the source of this 799-nucleotide messenger RNA. It is a transcript of the gene VAMP7-4, whose product is annotated as vesicle-associated membrane protein 7. The transcript has a single exon. Gene Ontology annotation, molecular function: syntaxin binding; SNAP receptor activity. Gene Ontology annotation, cellular component: plasma membrane; SNARE complex. The coding region runs from base 42 to 512 and encodes 156 amino acids. Lineage: Eukaryota; Haptophyta; Isochrysidales; Noelaerhabdaceae. Gene Ontology annotation, biological process: vesicle-mediated transport; vesicle fusion. The record is from RefSeq and is a predicted model, not a curated record.
ACCAGCCCAGGCCCCGUCUGCGCAAAACCAAGCCGAGCGGCAUGCCGCAGCCUCCAGAGUACGGGGCACGCCCGGGGCCGAGCGUGGAGCAGGUGCAGAUGCAGGUGCAGGGCGUGCGCGGCAUUAUGCAAGAGAACGUCGAUGUCAUGCUUGCCAAUAUCGACAAGACCGAGGUGCUCGAGGACAAGUCUUCGGCCCUCGCGUCGCAGGCCAAAUCGUUCCAAAAGACGUCGCGCGCGGUGAAGAAGAAGAUGUGGUGCGCCAACAUGAAGAUGAACCUGCUCAUCGGCUGUGUCUGCAUCAUCAUCGUCCUUGCAAUCGUCAUUCCCGUUGUCACAUCGGCCGGCAGCGCGGCGGGUGCGGCGAGCACAGUCACCGGCAGCAGCGAGAGCAGCAGCGCGUCGCCACCGCCGCCGCCGGCCGAGGCAGGGGCAGGGCGGCGGCUAUCCUCCCUGCUCUUCUCGGGCCCGCUGCUGCACCACAGCUUGACAGAGACGGGCGACAUCUCUUGAGCGCGCGCGCGGAGCAUCUGUUGUGCGCAGCUCGCGUGCGCGCCGCCGCCGCUUGGUCUCGGAGAGAGAGGCCGCCACUACUAGAGCGGCGGUCCCGAGGAUGGAGCGCGCGGAUUCUCCCGCUGCUCGAGACGCGCGUUUGUGCCAUGGUAGCUGUGUGGACGCAUCUUCCUUGUUGUUCGGUGUUUUGUGGUGUGGCGGGCGGGUGAGGUCGGCUAGUCGAGACGGCCCCGGCAGUUUACUACGUACAUUUCUCAUUUGUUUAAAACGCCAGGCCAGGAUCUCCC